Messenger RNA from Angiostrongylus costaricensis, 360 nucleotides. The record is from the annotation of a GenBank genome assembly. NCBI's taxonomy places the organism in Eukaryota, Metazoa, Nematoda, Chromadorea, Rhabditida, Metastrongylidae.
AUGAAACAAAUUGCUGACGCAUUGGACGACUCUGGAUUCCGUGCAGAGACAGUUUCUCUUCGAUCUUUAAGUUUGAAAUCGCAAACUGCUUACGUCAACGAUGAGCACUGCUUUAUGAUGAGCGUCGUAAUGCCUACAAUAGCGCCGUCACAACUCAGUAGCAUUGAUGAUCAGCUUUCAACUCCGUGCAUUGGACCACUAUCUGACGGCAACUUCACAGGAACCCGACCCGACAUGUCGAUGGACACUACAAAACAGGACGCAAUAGGACCACGAUCAUUCGUCGUCAUGCUGACGACGAGCUGUGAUACUGUGAGAAGUCGUAACCAGUUCAGUGCCUCAGCUCGAACUCACACUUGA